GGUAAAAUUCUGUACAAAGUACGGUGGAAAGGAUACACCUCUGAUGAUGAUACCUGGGAACCAGAGAUUCAUUUGGAAGACUGCAAGGAAGUGCUGCUUGAAUUCAGAAAAAAACUUGUGGACACUAAGCCUAAGCCUGCUAAAAAAGACCUACAGGUGUGUAAACUGUCUCUAAAUGAUGAUGUAUUUGAAGCAGAAUCUGACAGUGACUGGCAAAGUGAAACAAAAGGUAAUGUUUCACCAAAGAGGAAAAAGAGGAAACCAAAAGAUGUAGAGGAUAAAAUUGCAGAUGAUCCGAAGAAGAAAAAGUCUAAGCCUGCAAAACUCAAAGAAAAACCCAGAACAGAAUGUGAUGACAAUUCCUCAGAGAGUUUGGUUGCAGAUUCAAAACAAAAAAAAAGGACUUCAGAAACCAAGGAGGAUUCAAAGGACCCAAAGAAGCAAAAGAAAGAAGAUACUAAAGAAAUUAAGAAAAAGAAGGGAGACGGUAAAGAUUUAAAAAUAAAAUCUAAAGAAGAAUCUAAAGAAAAUAAAAAAUCACGGCAGGAGAAUCAAGGGGAUGUUCAGUUUGACUUAAAUUCUCUGAAGCACUUGAUUCUGUUUUCUCAAGGAACUGCUAAUGAAAAUUCAGACUUAAAUGCUGAAAAUAAGGACGAAAACCAAAAGUUAGUAAGUGGAGAGGAGAGACUGGAACAAGAAACUGCGGAGGAAGAUGGUGCUGCUGACAGGCAGCUUGAUGGAUCCGCAGGUCAGGAAAAAGUGAAAAUGGUACCGGGAGAGUUGGAGAAUGUGUCGCCUGCGCCUUCACCGGUGCACAAGGGUGUGAAAGUGAGCGCCGAGGAAAGAGGGCGCAAGUCCACCGAUUCCGUGGGGGAGGAGAAAGAAGUAAAGAAAACAGAAACAAAAGAAAAACCUCAAAAAAAAGAAGCUGAAAAAGAAGAAAAGAGCAGAAAAGAACAAAAGGGCCUAAAAAAUGGCAAGCAGCAAGUUUUGAGUUUGGGUAUGGACAUGCAGUUAGAAUGGCUGACGCUGGAAGAGUUUCAGAAGCAUCUUGACGGAGAAGAUGAGAAUCACAUAUCAACGGAACCGAUAUCAAGCACUCUACUGAGGGAUGCUGUGAAAAGUGGAGAUUAUAUGACAGUAAAGAUGGCACUUUCUUCAAAGGAGGAAUACAACCUGGAUCAAGAGGAUUCAAAUGGAGUGACCCUAGUAAUGCUUGCUGCGGCUGGUGGGCACGAUGACCUUCUCCGGGUCCUCAUCAGGAAAGGAGCUAACGUUAAUGGCAGGGAAAAAAAAAACGGGACAACCGCCUUGAUCUGCGCAGCCGAGAAGAAUUUCCUAACCACAGUCGCUAUUCUUCUGGAAGCUGGCGCGUACGUGAACAUGCAGCAGAGCAGCGGGGAAACGGCUUUAAUGAAGGCCUGUAAAAGAGGGAAUUGCGAUAUAGUGCGGCUUAUGAUCGAAAGCGGCGCAGACUGUAACAUCCUGUCCAAGCAUCAGAACAGCGCGCUGCAUUUCGCCAAACAGUGCAAUAACGUGCUGGUGUACGAGCAGCUCAAGAGUCACCUGGAAACGCUCUCGAGAGUAGCAGAAGAUACCAUCAGGGAAUAUUUCGAAGCUCGACUGAUUUUGCUGGAGCCAGUCUUUCCGAUUGCCUGUCAUCGUCUCUGUGAAGGGCCAGACUUUGCUACGGAUUUUACCUAUAAACCCCCCCAGAACGUGACAGAAGGAUCUGGAGUUCUUCUCUUUGUUUUCCAUGCAAAUUUCUUUGGUAAAGAAGUCAUUGCUCGGCUCUGCGGACCGUGCAGUGUUCAAGCCGUGGUUUUAAACGACAAGUUCCAGCUCCCUGUGUUUUUGGACAGUCACUUUAUUUAUUCCUUCAACCCCACUGCAGGCCUUAACAAGCUGUUCAUACGGUUGGCAGAAGUUCCCACUGCCAAGGUGAAGCUGCUGAUCGGCGCGUACCGCGUGCAGUUGCAGUGA
Messenger RNA from Eurypyga helias (sunbittern), 1983 nucleotides. It is a transcript of the gene MPHOSPH8, whose product is annotated as M-phase phosphoprotein 8. Lineage: Eukaryota; Metazoa; Chordata; Aves; Eurypygiformes; Eurypygidae. Gene Ontology annotation, molecular function: protein binding. The record is from RefSeq and is a predicted model, not a curated record. Gene Ontology annotation, cellular component: cytoplasm; nucleus.